Molecule: messenger RNA, 3285 nt
Organism: Myripristis murdjan (pinecone soldierfish)
Lineage: Eukaryota; Metazoa; Chordata; Actinopteri; Holocentriformes; Holocentridae
Gene: ece1
Product: endothelin converting enzyme 1
Exons: 18
Coding region: 1-2301 (766 amino acids)
Biological process (GO): peptide hormone processing
Cellular component (GO): plasma membrane
Molecular function (GO): metalloendopeptidase activity
Source: RefSeq, a predicted model, not a curated record
AUGGAAGCACUGAGGGAGUCCUUUCUGCAUUUGACUUUUCAGAUGUCUACAUAUAAAAGAGCCACCCUGGAUGAGGAGGACCUGGUGGACUCUACCAGCGAUGACAUCUACCCAUCAUCACCCAUGCAGAUCACUCUGCGGCAUGGCCAUGGCCCAACAUGUUGGGCUGAGAGGACACAGAGAGAGAGGAGACUGCUGCUUUUAACAUGUGCCCUGUCUGUUGGUUUAUUCAUAUCUCUCAUCACAGCUGGGAUCUUCUAUAAACAGACUCACCCUGGUUUGUGCCUAACGGAGCCAUGCAUUACUGUGGCCAGUGCGGUCAUGGGGGCCCUGGACCGUUCCGUAGACCCCUGCCAUGACUUCUACAACUUUGCAUGUGGGGGCUGGGUGAAGAACAACCCGCUGCCUGAGGGAAAAUCACGCUGGGGUCCUUUUAGCAAUCUCUGGGAGCACAACAUGCUGGUGAUGAAGCAUCUAUUAGAAAACACAACGAUGAAGGGUCUGAGUAAAGCCGAGGAAAAGGCUCAGCGAUAUUACCAGGCCUGCAUGAGCGAGGCCAAGAUCGAGGCAUUAGGGGCUCAGCCACUACAAGAGCUCAUCAAUCAGACAGGAGGAUGGGCCCUCAAUGGCCCCUGGGACAAGGACAACUUCCAGGAGGUUUUGCGUGCAGUGUCGGCCAACUUUCGCACCUCACCGUUCUUCACUGUGUUUGUCAGCACUGACUCCAAAAACUCCAACAGUAACAUUAUCCAGGUUGAUCAGUCCAGCCUGGGACUACCCUCGCGGGAUUACUACCUCAACAAAACAGCAAACCAAAAGUAUCUGACAGCAUACCUUGACUUCCUGGUGGAAUUGGGGGUCCUUCUGGGGGGCUCGGAGGAGACUUCUCGAUCACUGAUGGAGGAGAUUUUGCAAUUCGAAACUACCCUGGCCAAUAUCACAGUUCCCCAGGAGGAGAGAAGGGACGAGGAGCUCAUCUACCAUAAGAUGCAGGCCAAAGAUCUAACAACUUUGGCUCCUGCAGUGGACUGGAUACCAUAUCUCAAUGAGGUGUUUGCUCCUGUGCCGCUCAAUGAGUCCGAGCCAGUGGUUGUUUACGCCAAGGAAUACCUCCAAAAAGUUUCUGACCUCAUUACUAAUACAAAUAAAAGCCUUCUCAACAACUACAUGAUAAUGAAGGUGGUUAGGAAGAUGGUGUCCGUCUUGGACCAAAGGUUCCAGGAUGCUGAGCAGCGCUUCCUUGAAGUCAUGUACGGAACCAAAAAGAGCUGCACCCCACGCUGGAAGCUGUGCGUCAGUGACACAGACAGCGCCCUUGGCUUUGCUCUCGGGGCACUUUUUGUCAAAGCUACCUUUACCGAGGACAGCAAGACCAUUGCUGAGAAUAUGGUCUCUGAAAUCAAAUGGGCUUUCGAGGACAGUUUGAAGUAUGUGAGCUGGAUGGACUCGGACACCAAAAAAGCUGCAAAAGAAAAGGCAGAUGCAAUAUACAACAUGGUCGGAUAUCCACAGUUCAUCAUGAACACCACAAAGCUUGACAAAGUCUUCAAUGAUUUUGAGGUGGUGUCGGACCUUUACUUCCAAAAUGUCAUGCAAUACUACAACUUCUCAGCCCGAGUGACUGCAGACCAGCUGAGAAAAACUCCCAACAGAAACCAGUGGAGCAUGACUCCUCCGACUGUGAAUGCAUAUUACAAUCCCACCAAGAACGAGAUGGUUUUACCAGCAGGAAUUCUUCAGGCUCCAUUCUAUAGUCGUUCUUGGCCUAAAGCUCUUAAUUUUGGUGGAAUUGGUGUAGUCAUGGGGCAUGAACUAACUCAUGCUUUUGAUGACCAAGGAAGGGAGUAUGACAAGGAUGGGAAUCUGCGUUCCUGGUGGAAGAACUCCUCCGUGGAGGCCUUUAAGAAGCAGACCCAGUGCAUGGUGGAGCAGUACAGUAACUACAGCAUCAACCAAGAGCCUCUGAAUGGGAAACACACAUUGGGAGAGAACAUUGCUGACAAUGGUGGACUCAAGGCUGCUUACAAGGCUUACGUGAACUGGAUUAAAAAGAAUGGUGAGGAGGCCACACUGCCAGCCCUGGGAAUGACCAAUCAUCAGCUGUUUUUUGUUGGAUUUGCCCAGGUAUGGUGCUCUGUCAGGACUCCUGAAAGUUCACAUGAGGGUGUCAUCACAGAUCCUCACAGUCCAUCAAGAUUCAGAGUCAUCGGCACAAUCUCCAAUUCACAUGAAUUCUCAAAGCACUUUGGCUGCAAGGCUGAUGCCCCCAUGAACCCCAAACAUAAGUGUGAGCUUUGGUGAUAAUCUCUCUGAGCAGAAUGCUGUGUAACAUGUGGGGGCUAUAAUAGACCGGAGGGAAAAGGUUUGAGAUGAUGACAAAGUCUCCGCGGCUUGAGGAUGCAAAAUGCUAAACCACUGAAAAUCCACCUGCUUUACCACUUAAUGCUUCUCAGGUUCCUUUUCAGGACAAAUUGUGCCUGCCUUGUGUUGGGGAUGACAUGACCCAGUCUUCCUCUACAAAGACUGAUGGUUUAGCUAACAGUUUCCCCCAACUUAUGAACUUUAAUGAACUUUUUCAGACUUUUUUUUAACACUGGAAACCAAAAGGAAUGGUUGCAAAAAAUGAGGGAGCCACUCUUUUAUCAUUUGUAAACUGCUAGUGAUGGAUUGAUUUUUCAGUUUUGUUUUGGUUUGUUUUUUAACUUUUCACUGUGCUUGGUUCUGCUCCAGUUUAUGUAAUUUAUGUUCACAGAUUUUUAUGUGACGAUGAAUGGGAGGAUCUACCAUUUUGUUUUUUGGGUUUCUUUUAGCUGAAAAGAUAAAAUAUUAAAUAAAAUAUUGAAGAUAAGAAGUAAUUAUGAGAAUUAUCAAAGCCAUGUGGUAUUAUGAACUGGGAGAAAAGUGUUUUUAAUGCUCUGUCUGUCUACAACAACAAAGACUAGAGGAUCCAGGAACCCUUUGGUAUAGAAUGUAAUUGAACAUACUAUUUUGUAGGUUUUAUAAAGGAAUUUGAUGUGAUCCUUGUAUUACAGGAUAAAGACUGGGCCGGUUGCAAAAACAGACCCAAAUAGUAGCAUCACACUGCUGCCAUUUAAUUUCUGUAAUGGAAAUCUGAUAUAAAAUUAUGAAGGAUAUAUUAAGUUAAAUGCAAAACAAAUGCAUCAAACAUGUUUCACGUUACAUUAAUUUCUUUGUCAAGUAAGUUACAAUGUAUCUGUGCCAUAUUUCUUUGUAUGAACAAGAGUUUAUCACAAAUUAUUUUGUAUAGUAAAACCUAUUUUAAAA